AAUGCCCAAACUCUUCCUCUUUAUCUCCCUCCUUUGACUUUCGUUUCAACUCAGUAAUUCCAUAGCGAAUCGUUUCUUCCUUCACUUAUCUAUACUGAUCACUUUCCACUUCAAAUAGUGUAUCCCCUUUUGUUUCUAUGGAUCACAGAAACGGGUUCUCGGAUUCCAGCGAAAUCAGCAGCACCUGCUGCAUCGUCGCCGCCGAAACGCUUCCUUCAUCGGAACCGUUGAGUACUCCCGACGUCGCCUCUCUUCAAAUCCUCUCCGGAAACCUCGACUCCCUUUUCGAAUCAAAGGACUCCGAUUCAUUCUACUCCGAUGCCAAAAUCGCGCUCUCUUCCGGCCGAGAGGUCGCCGUUCACCGUUGCAUUUUGUCUGCGAGGAGUUCCGUCUUCAAGACGGUUUUCGCGGGGUUUAGAGACGGUGGAGUUAAGUUCGAGCUCAAAGAGUUGGCUAGGGACUAUGAGAUCGGCUACGAUUCGCUCGUUGCGGUUCUCGCUUACUUGUAUACCGGUAAAGUGAGACCGUUUCCUGAAGGCGUUUUCCUUUGCGUUGACGAUGGUUGCUCCCACGUGGGAUGUAGACCGGCCGUCGAUUUCAUUUCUGAGGUUUUAUAUGUAGCUUUCGUUUUUCAGGUCUCUGAAUUAAUUGCUCUGUAUCAGAGACAUCUACUCAACAUUAUGGACAAGGUUGGAAUAGAUGAUGUCUUGGUGGUUCUUUAUAUUGCAAACAUGUGCGGUAAUGCUUGCGAGAGACUGGUUUCAAAGUGUAUAGAAACUGUUGUGAAAUCCGAUGUUGAUAUUGUAACACUUGACAAAGCCUUGCCUCAUCACAUUGUGAAACAAAUCAUUGAUGCCCGUCUGGAACUUGGUUUAGACAAGACGGAGAACAUAGGUUUUCCCGACAAACAUGUGAGGCGGAUUCAUCGGGCUUUGGAUUCAGAUGAUGUCGAAUUAGUUCGAAUGCUACUGAAAGAGGGUCAUACGAACUUAGACGAGGCCUAUGCACUUCACUACGCCGUGGCAUAUUGCGAUGCUAAGACCACGACCGAGAUGCUGGACCUCGGGCUCUCCGAUGUUAACCAUCAGAAUUCGAGGGGGUAUACGGUGUUACAUGUAGCUGCAAUGAGGAAAGAGCCUAAGAUUAUAGUUUCUCUUUUAACGAAAGGCGCUAGGCCAUCAGAUAUCACAAUUGAUGGUAGGAAAGCUCUUCAGAUCUCGAAGCGGCUCACCCGGGCUGCCGAUUACUAUAAAUUGACCGAGGAAGGGAAGGCUUCUCCGAAGGACCGGCUGUGCAUAGAGAUACUGGAGCAGGCCGAAAUAAGAGAUCCAUUGCAUGGAGAAGCUUCUUUGUCUCUUGCCAUGGCUGGUGAUGAUCUCCGGAUGAAGUUGUUGUAUCUCGAAAAUAGAGUUGGACUGGCAAAACUCCUAUUCCCCAUGGAAGCAAAAGUUGUGAUGGAUAUUGCUCAAGUGGAUGGAACAUCAGAGUUCCAAUUAGCAACUAUCAAUUCUAACAGAUUAAACGGUGCACAAACAACAGUGGACUUGAAUGAGGCACCUUUCAGGAUUCAAGAGGAGCAUUUAAAUAGACUCAGAGCACUUUCCAGAACAGUUGAACUCGGGAAACGGUUUUUCCCUCGUUGCUCAGAAGUGUUGAACAAGAUCAUGGAUGCCGACGACCUAUCGCAGCUAGCAUGUGGAGGGAACGAUACAGCGGAGGAACGGGCGGUUAAAAGGAAGAGGUACGUGGAACUACAAGAUGUACUGAGUAAGGCAUUCCAUGAAGACAAAGAGGAGUUUGACAGAUCAGCCAUCUCAUCUUCUUCUUCAGCAAAGUCCAUAGUGGUGACCAGGACUAAAGGUAAGCUCACUGGUAAUGCUAAUGGAAGUGUUAGGGGUGGUUAAGGCUUGAGGCCAAAUGCAAUCCCUUUAUAGUUGUACCAUAGUAGUAAUUUUCUUCAGUGGUAGUAAAAGACCGAGGUUCAUGAAAUCAAAUCU
This is a messenger RNA of Hibiscus syriacus, 1997 nucleotides long. RefSeq names its product BTB/POZ domain and ankyrin repeat-containing protein NPR1-like. The record is from RefSeq and is a predicted model, not a curated record. The coding region runs from base 138 to 1904 and encodes 588 amino acids. Lineage: Eukaryota; Viridiplantae; Streptophyta; Magnoliopsida; Malvales; Malvaceae. Gene Ontology annotation, molecular function: protein binding. The transcript is spliced from 4 exons. Gene Ontology annotation, biological process: defense response to fungus; regulation of salicylic acid mediated signaling pathway; systemic acquired resistance, salicylic acid mediated signaling pathway. Gene Ontology annotation, cellular component: cytoplasm; nucleus.